Messenger RNA from Hypanus sabinus (Atlantic stingray), 1096 nucleotides. RefSeq names its product peroxisomal N(1)-acetyl-spermine/spermidine oxidase-like. The record is from RefSeq and is a predicted model, not a curated record. Gene Ontology annotation, molecular function: polyamine oxidase activity. The transcript is spliced from 7 exons. Bases 137 to 1096 code for a protein of 319 amino acids. Lineage: Eukaryota; Metazoa; Chordata; Chondrichthyes; Myliobatiformes; Dasyatidae.
CAGCUGUUGAAAUAGAUUUUUCCAAUUCAAUGCCAGCUUUACUAUCCCAUGAAUAAGUCAGAGGUAAGAAAAACUAAGAUUGAUGACAAAACUGGAUCUUACAUAGAUCAAUCUGAUGGGAUGAACUCAAAAAAAUAUGCCGAAGAAAGGUCCCAAAGUGGUUGUGAUUGGAGCUGGGAUAGUUGGUGUGGGAGCUGCUGGAAAACUGCUAACGCAAGGAUUAACUGAUGUUCAGAUUAUUGAGGCCUCAAGUCAACCUGGAGGGCGGAUCAGAGGCAGUCUGUUUGGUAAAUCAAUCAUUGAUGAAGGAUCCCAGUAUAUUCAUGGGGCAAGCACAAAGAACCCUGUUUAUCAACUGGCCAAAGAACAUGACCUUUUACAGGAAACCCAUGAUAGAUCUGGCCCUGAAUUAUUAGUGCUUACAAAUGUAUUAUUCCCGAACCUGCUUCAGAAAUUGCUUGAGGCUAUUCCGAGAGAGAUACUGCUGCUGAAGAAACCCAUUAAUCAAAUCCAGUGGAAUGGAAGUUUUGAGUCAGGAGAUGUUUCAAUGUAUCCUGUCAGAGUGGUGUGUGAAGAUGGAGACCACAUUCUUGCUGAUCACAUAAUUGUUAGCAUUUCACUGGGUUGUCUAAAGGCUAAUGGACAGUCAUUUUUCCAGCCAAGGCUCCCUGAACAAAAACUGAGUGCUAUUCAAGGCUUGGGCUUUGGAACAAUGAAUAAGAUUUAUCUGGAAUCUGAGACCCUACUUUGGGUUGAAAAUACAGAUGUAAUUGGAUUGGUUUGGGAGGACGAGACCCCAUUUUCAGUUCAGAAACCCAAUCUGACUGAAUGGUGGAAACAUGUUCCUGUUUUUUACGUAGUCAGACCAACAGAAAGUGCUGCCAGUCUACCUUCGUUCCCCUUUAACAUUACUUCCAAUGCAGCAAACCUUUUAUCGAGUUUUUCAUCCAAAAGGUUCGAGAUAGCCUGCAAAAUGUUGCAGGUUUUAUUUGCUGGUGAAGCAGCACAUCAAAGCUACCACAGCACCACUCAUAGAGCCCUGCUGUCUGUUUGGAGGGAGGCAACUCGAUUAAUAGAUCAUUACUUCACAAAAUGA